Loxodonta africana (African savanna elephant) is the source of this 2432-nucleotide messenger RNA. It is a transcript of the gene E2F1, whose product is annotated as E2F transcription factor 1. NCBI's taxonomy places the organism in Eukaryota, Metazoa, Chordata, Mammalia, Proboscidea, Elephantidae. Gene Ontology annotation, cellular component: Rb-E2F complex. The coding region runs from base 16 to 1323 and encodes 435 amino acids. Gene Ontology annotation, biological process: regulation of transcription by RNA polymerase II; G1/S transition of mitotic cell cycle. The record is from RefSeq and is a predicted model, not a curated record. The transcript is spliced from 7 exons. Gene Ontology annotation, molecular function: DNA-binding transcription factor activity, RNA polymerase II-specific; protein dimerization activity; RNA polymerase II cis-regulatory region sequence-specific DNA binding.
CGGGCCGUGAACGCCAUGGCCGUGGCCGGGGCCCCCGCGGGCGGCCCAUGCGCGCCGGCGCUGGAGGCCCUGCUCGGGGCGGGCGCGCUGCGGCUGCUUGACUCCUCGCAGAUCGUCAUCAUCUCCACGGCGCAGGACGCCAGCGCCCCGCCGGCCCCCGCCGGCCCCUCCGCUCCCGCCGCCGGCCCCCGCGAUGCCGACCUGCUGCUCUUCGCCACGCCACAGGCGCCCCGGCCCACACCCAGCGCCCCGCGCCCCUCGCUCGGCCGCCCGCCGGUAAAGCGGAGGCUGGACCUGGAAACUGACCAUCAGUACCUGGCUGAGACCAGUGGGCCAGGCCGGGGCAGGGGCCGCCACCCGGGGAAAGGCGUGAAAUCUCCGGGGGAGAAGUCACGCUAUGAGACAUCGCUGAAUCUGACCACCAAACGCUUCCUGGACCUGCUGAGCCGCUCAGCCGACGGUGUUGUCGACCUGAACUGGGCAGCUGAGGAGCUGAAGGUUCAGAAACGGCGCAUCUACGACAUCACCAAUGUCCUUGAGGGCAUCCAGCUUAUCGCCAAGAAGUCCAAGAACCACAUCCAGUGGCUGGGCAGUCACACAGCAGUGGGGAUCAGUGGGCAACUCGAAGGACUGACCCAGGACCUCCGGCACCUGCAGGAGAGCGAGCGACAGCUGGACCACCUGAUUCACGUCUGUACCACACAGCUGCGGUUGCUCUCUGAGGAUGCCGACAGUCAGCGCCUGGCUUACGUGACCUGCCAGGAUCUACGUAGCAUCGCAGACCCUGCAGAGCAGAUGGUUGUGGUGAUCAAGGCCCCUCCCGAGACUCAACUCCAAGCCGUGGACUCCUCCGAGACCUUUCAGAUCUACCUUAAGAGCAAACAAGGCCCCAUUGAUGUUUUCCUGUGCCCUGAGGAAAGCUCGGGUGGGAUCAGCCCCGGAAAGACCCCAACCCAGGCAGCGGCUUCUCCUGGGGAGGAGGACAGGGUGGCUGUCCCUGCCAUCACAGUACCACCACCAUCACCUCCUUCAUCUCCUGCCACAGAUCCUGGCCAGUCCCUGCUCAGCCUGGAGCAAGAACCGCUGCUGUCCCGGAUGGGCGGCCUGCGGGCCCCUGUGGAUGAGGACCGCCUGUCCCCGCUGGUGGCGGCCGACUCGCUCCUGGAACAUGUGCGGGAGGACUUCUCUGGCCUCCUCCCUGAGGAGUUCAUCAGCCUGUCUCCUCCCCAUGAGGCCCUCGACUACCACUUUGGCCUCGAGGGUGAGGGCAUCAGAGACCUCUUCGACUGUGACUUUGGGGACCUCACCCCCCUGGAUUUCUGACGGGGCUUAGGAGUGCCAGGGCCUCCCAAGAUGCCCACUCUGUCUCUGCAGCCCUGGAGCCCCCUGCCCCUGGCCGUCCUCCCAGCCCGGUUGGAAAUGUUUAAUUUAUAUCACCUUCCCCUGUCUCCAGAAGCUUGUAGCUCUGGAGUCUGGCUACUGCCAAGAGGCUGAGCAAGCCAAGAGGAGAAGGAUCCUGUGUUUGUGGUGUGUACGUGCAUGCACCCGACACCCAACACGUGUGUACACGGGUGAGUGUGGUGUGCACCUCUGGCAGAAAUGCCAGGUAAGCACGUUUAUGUGAGUGCAUGUGUGAGCGUGUGUGCAUGUACCGGGGAAUGAAGGUGAACACAUUGGUGCAUGCACUGACAACAUGCCCCAGUGUGUCCACGUGUGUGUGCAUGAGUUCAUGUGUGCGCAUGGUGGGGGCUGUAACUGCACUUUCGGUCUCCUGGCCCCAGGGCCCCACAAGGCCCAGGGUGGCUGCUUGCCCCCGGAAGCCUGCAUGCUGACUGGGCCAGGCGGGGAAGCCUUGGCCAGCUUUGUUUGCAGGACAGCAAGAGCACUUCUGUCGUCUUAAAGGUUUUUCUGACUCGAAGCUUUAAUGGAGCAUUAUUUAUUUAUCGAGGCCUCUUUGGCAAGCCUGGGGCACCAGCAAAGGGUAGGAGGGAUGUGGGGCCAGUGCCCCAACUCCCCAUGCCCCUGAGUGAGGACAGGGGUCCCUGAGCUGUUCUUUUGCCCCACCCCGAAGGAGCUGAGAUCUGAGUGAUUUAUUUAUUGGGAGAGUGAGGGAGGGAGACAGACUGACUGACAGCCAUGGGUGGAUGGAGGGGUGGCCCCUUCCCGGGGGGGGGGUCACUGCAGGGCCCAGCUGCCCCCCAAGAUGGAUGUGAGAUGGGAGAGGUGAGUGGGGGACCUUCACUGACAGGGUGGGCAGGAGGGGUGGGUGGAGGGCCUUCCCCAGCCCAGACCGUAGGGGGCCCCUUCUGUGGUGUUUGAAGUGCCCCUUCCCCACUUCUUGCUGUGCCCCACCCCCCCAAUCUGCACUUUGAUUUGCCUUCUUAACAGCUCUGUUCCCUCCUGCUUUGGUUUUAAUAAAUAUUUUGAUGGUG